GUGGAUGGGCGGGAUUUGCGGCCAUUGCCAGUCGGAGCCUGUGAGUGGCUCGUCGCCGCCCAUUCAUUCACUGGUCUUUGUUGGCGAGAGCGGGUUGGCCGGCGGUGGCGCUUCGGCUGAGGUGGGGGAGCGGCAGCACCAGCAGCAGCGGCGAUGAGCGGCGGCGUGUACGGUGGAGAUGAGGUUGGCGCUCUUGUGUUUGACAUUGGAUCAUACACUGUUCGAGCUGGCUAUGCCGGGGAAGAUUGUCCAAAGGCAGACUUUCCAACGGCUAUUGGAAUGGUGCUGGAGCGGGAUGAUGGGAGCGCUCCGAUGGAAAUUGAAGGGGACAAGGGAAAGCCGAGCGGCACCACGUACUUUAUUGACACAAACUCCCUGCGGGUUCCCAGAGAAAACAUGGAAGUCAUCUCCCCUUUGAAAAAUGGAAUGAUUGAAGACUGGGAUAGUUUUCAGGCCAUUCUGGACCACACAUAUAAGAAUCACAUUAAAUCUGAAGCUGGCCUCCAUCCUGUUUUGAUGUCCGAGGCACCAUGGAAUACGCGGGCAAAGAGAGAGCGACUCACUGAACUGAUGUUUGAACAUUAUAACAUCCCAGCGUUUUUCCUGUGUAAGACAGCUGCCCUCACAGCAUUUGCAAAUGGCCGUUCUACAGGCUUAGUUUUAGAUAGUGGAGCCACGCAUACCACAGCUAUUCCGGUACAUGAUGGAUAUGUUCUUCAGCAAAGCAUUGUUAAGUCACCACUCGCAGGAGACUUCAUUUCCAUGCAGUGCAGAGAACUGUUUCAGGAACUGAAUGUGGAAAUAAUCCCACCAUACAUGAUAGCUGCAAAGGAGUCAGUGCGUGAAGGAUCUGCGCCCAAUUGGAAGAAGAAAGAGAAGCUGCCUCAGGUUACACGCUCCUGGCACAACUACAUGUGUAAUGAAGUGAUUCAGGAUUUCCAAGCUUCAGUGCUACAGGUGUCUGAUUCAUCAUAUGAUGAGCAAGUAGCUGCACAGAUGCCCAGUGUUCAUUAUGAAUUUCCCAAUGGCUACAACUGUGAUUAUGGAGCAGAGAGACUGAGAAUUCCAGAAGGCUUGUUUGAUCCAUCCAAUGUCAAGGGUUUAUCUGGUAACACCAUGCUGGGUGUCAGCCAUGUGGUGACCACGAGUGUUGGAAUGUGUGACAUCGAUAUUAGACCGGGAUUAUACGGCAGUGUGAUUGCGGCAGGUGGAAAUACGUUAAUACAGAGUUUUACCGACCGCUUGAAUAGAGAGCUCUCCCAGAAGACGCCACCUAGUAUGCGUUUGAAGUUAAUGGCAAACAACACCACAGUGGAACGCAGGUUUAGCUCGUGGAUUGGCGGCUCCAUUCUAGCCUCCUUGGGUACUUUCCAGCAGAUGUGGAUCUCUAAACAAGAAUAUGAAGAAGGAGGGAAGCAAUGUGUUGAACGGAAGUGUCCUUAAAACUUAACGCAAUUAGGUGUGCAGACAUUACCUUUGCCUGAUUUUGUUCUCCCAAGUAGGAUUCUCAGGAACACAGCGUUUAAACCUUCUGUACAAAUUUUUUCAGCCUUUGUAAAGUGGCUAGAUAUUAAUGUAUAUUUUAAGGUUUUUUUGUUUUUGUUUUUUUUUAAACCGUUCAAUUUAUAGACCAACCAGGUCCCCAGAAACAAAGAUGCUGAAUUUUAAACUGUUUCAACUUAUACUGUUUUUGAUACAAAUCAUGCUUUGUUCGAGUAGCACCAAAUAUUUCACUAUUUUUGUAACCCGGUUAGAUCUUGUGCCUUUUUAUUGAAUCUACUAUUGUUUACCUGAAGGUUAAACCAGAAAGAAAAGUGGAAUUAAUUGAACAAUAAUCCUUAAUUAUCUGUAAAUCUCAUUGCAACUGUAUGUUUUCUGAACAAAAUUUAAUGUAUAAUUUACAAUGCAGUUUUAAAACCAGCAAUAAACUGUCUGUGCCCCGCUUAUUUUCAUAUUUACAUGCUGUAAACUUAAUUCUAUGAGGCGGAAGCUUGAGAGAUUUUCUUCUUUUGCGCCGAUUCUUUCUUCUUUGCACGGUUCUUUAUGCGAAGGUAAUUCUCAAUACGACGCCUAAUAGAAAUAAAAUGUGGUCAGUU
Messenger RNA from Leucoraja erinaceus (little skate), 2096 nucleotides. It is a transcript of the gene actl6a, whose product is annotated as actin-like 6A. Gene Ontology annotation, cellular component: NuA4 histone acetyltransferase complex; SWI/SNF complex. The transcript is spliced from 14 exons. NCBI's taxonomy places the organism in Eukaryota, Metazoa, Chordata, Chondrichthyes, Rajiformes, Rajidae. The record is from RefSeq and is a predicted model, not a curated record. Gene Ontology annotation, biological process: regulation of transcription by RNA polymerase II; nervous system development. Gene Ontology annotation, molecular function: chromatin binding. Bases 154 to 1443 code for a protein of 429 amino acids.